Molecule: messenger RNA, 2658 nt
Organism: Lycium ferocissimum
Lineage: Eukaryota; Viridiplantae; Streptophyta; Magnoliopsida; Solanales; Solanaceae
Product: acylamino-acid-releasing enzyme-like
Exons: 18
Coding region: 169-2475 (768 amino acids)
Biological process (GO): proteolysis
Molecular function (GO): serine-type endopeptidase activity
Source: RefSeq, a predicted model, not a curated record
AGACAAGGGACCAUUUUUGCCUUUUGCUCAAGAAAAAUCACUUAUAGAUGCUCUUAGCAAGUGGGAUAUUAAACUGAAAAAAACUGAUCACUUCUGCUGCUACUCCCUCUCCUUUUCUCCAUUUUUAUACUCACAAUUCUCCUUAAGCUAUUAUCAGUUUUCUUGCAGAUGGAAAAUUCUGGAGCAAGCCCUUUAAAAGAUACUCCCGUUGAAUUAGAUGCAGUUUCAGAGGAAGAGUACUUUUCUCAGUCUACAUUACUCAAAGAAUUUAUUGAAAUCCCCACAAUUGAGAAGGCAUGGACUUUGAAAUCUAACAUUGGAAGCUCACAGGUUAUGUUCUCAAUUAACCAACCUAACUUACUGGAGAACAAGAAGAGGAGAUAUGCAUCAUUUAGUCACAUUUCUAAAGAAAAAGAUGAUUCUGUACAAUUUCAUUGGGCUGCUUUCCCUAUUGAGAUGGAUACAGCAUCUUUGAUGGUUCCCUCUCCAUCAGGCUCAAAGCUUGUUGUAGUUCGAAAUGCUGAAAAUGGUUCUCCUACUCGCUUUGAGAUUUGGAGUUCAUCUCAGAUGGAAAGGGAGUUUCAUGUUCCUUCGUCUAUCCACGGAUCUGUAUAUUCCGAUGGAUGGUUCGAGGGAAUUUCCUGGAAUUCUGAUGAGACUUUGAUUGCUUAUGUUGCUGAGGAUCCUGUUUGUGCAAAACCUACAUUUACAUGUUUUGGCUACGAAAAAGGGGAUUGUCUAGAUAAAGACUGCAAUAGCUGGAAAGGACAAGGAGAUUGGGAAGAGGGCUGGGGCGAAGCAUAUGCUGGGAAAAGGCUACCGAAGCCUUUUGUCAUCAACAUUAAUAGCGGAGAGGUACGCGCUCUAGAUGGCAUAGAGAAGUCAGUGAGUGUUGGACAAGUUAUCUGGGCUCCACCGGUGAAGGGCUCACUACAAUAUCUAGUUUUUGUUGGGUGGCCAUCAGGGAUGAGAAAGCUUGGUAUCAAAUACUGCACUAAUAGGCCUUGUUCUCUUUAUGCUGUUAGAGCUCCUAGUUUUAGAUCAGAACCACGUCUAUCUGGGACGGAUGCAAACCUAUCGGCAGUUAUGCUGACAGAGAGCAUAAGUAGUGCAUACUUCCCUCGUUUUAGUCCAGAUGGAAAAUUCUUGGUGUUUUUAUCUUCAAAAAGUGCUGUAGAUUCUGGAGCACAUAAUGGAACAGAGUCACUUCAUAGAAUUGAUUGGUCCUUUGAUGCAGAGCCACUUCCGCAUAAUAAAAUUGUUGAUUUGGUUCCUGUUGUGAUGUGUGCUGAAGAUGGAGGCUUCCCUGGGCUAUAUUGUUCAAAUAUUCUUAGUACCCCGUGGCUUUCUGAUGGACGCACUAUGAUUUUAUCAUCUGCCUGGGGCAGCACCCUAGUUAUACUAACCGUGGAUGUCUUGAGAGGAGAUGUAUCACGAAUCAGCCCUAGCACAUCAGAGUUUUCAUGGGAUGUCCUUACUCUGGAUGGUGACAAUAUAAUUGCAAUAUGUAGCAGUCCAGUUGAUGUUCCUGAAAUCAAGUAUGGUUGUCUUGUCGGGAAUGCCUCCGAUAACACCAGCUGGAAUUGGCUAGAUAUCUCAAGCCCCAUAACCAAAUGCUCUGAAAAGGUGAGGUCUUUGUUGUCAUCCAAGGAAUUUUAUAUAAUGCCGAUCCCUGUAAGAAAUGUCUCUGAGGAUCUCACAAGAGGUGCAAGCAAACCUUAUGAAGCUAUUUUUGCAUCCUCCAAAUCAAAGAAGCAUGAUGCAUGUGACCCACUGAUUGUAGUCCUUCAUGGGGGUCCUCACUGUGUUUCAUUGUCAAGCUUCUCAAAGUCUUCAGCUUUCCUUUGCUCGCUUGGAUUUAGCUUGCUUAUUGUAAGUUACAGAGGUUCCUUGGGAUUUGGUGAGGAAGCAGUGCAAUCUCUUCCAAGGAGGGCGGGUUCGCAGGAUGUUAGUGAUGUACUUGCUGCCAUAGACCAUGUCAUUGGGAUGGGAUUUGCAAAUCCGUCCAAAAUUGCUUCUGUUGGCAUAUCCCAUGGUGGAUUUUUGACAACACACUUGAUAGGCCAGGCACCAGAAAAGUUUGCUGCUGCAGCUGCUAGGAACCCAGUAUGCAACCUUGCUCUAAUGGUUGGUACAACUGAUAUACCUGAUUGGUGCUAUUUUGAGGCAUUUGGAAGUGAAGCAAAAUCAAACUUUACAGCAGCACCUUCAGCUGAACACCUUGCUGUAUUCUACAAGAAGUCCCCAAUUUCACAUGUAUCCAAGGUCCAAGCUCCCACACUCAUGCUUUUAGGUUCCAAGGAUCUUCGCGUGCCCAUUACUGAUGGAUUACAAUAUGCACGAGCAUUGCAGGAGAAAGGGGUAGAAGUUAAGGUGAUGACGUUUCCUGAUGACAUACACGAACUCGACAGACCAAGAACGGACUUUGAAAGCUUUCUUAACAUUGGAGUGUGGUUUAAGAAGUACUGCUCAUAGAUUGCCAGAUAAAUCGGUGUUUUUGCAACAAGAAUGUUAAGAGAUUCAUGGUUAUGUUGAAACCUGGUCUUCCAAGGAAAUGAAGGUCAUAAAAUGACUCGAAUUGAUCAUUGAUCAUACUACUGAAAUGCUUGUAAUAAUCUAUAUAGCACUUGAAAUACUAUACUGUCGGACUCUUCAAAA